GUAGCGAAGGUCGCUGCCCCUGAGGAGGUCGUGGCGGUGGAGCCGCCAUGCCCGGCCGUCCCGACGACUACGAGGUGCUGCUUACCAUCGGCGCCGGCUCCUACGGCAGGUGCCGCAAGGUGCGCCGCAAGGCCGACGGCAAGAUCUUGGUAUGGAAAGAGCUCGACUAUGGAUCGAUGACAGAGGCUGAGAAGCAAAUGCUUGUUUCGGAAGUGAAUUUGCUUCGUGAGCUGAGGCACCCGAAUAUCGUCCGGUAUUACGAUCGCAUCAUCGACAGAAGCAGCACGACCCUGUACAUCGUGAUGGAGUACUGCGAUGGUGGCGACCUGGCGAGCUUAAUCGCAAGGUGCACAAAAGAAAGGCAUUACUUGGAAGAAAGCUUUAUUCUCAGAGUAUUGACUCAAUUGACAUUGGCCUUGAAGGAAUGUCACAGACGGAGUGAUGGUGCAGUGACUGUGCAUCGUGACCUAAAACCAGCAAAUGUCUUUCUAGAUGGCAAGCAGAACGUGAAACUUGGAGAUUUUGGACUGGCUAGAAUAUUGCACCAUGACACGAGCUUUGCCAAAACAUUUGUUGGAACGCCAUAUUAUAUGUCUCCGGAACAAAUGAACCACAUGUCAUACAAUGAAAAAUCCGACAUCUGGUCUCUAGGAUGUCUCCUGUAUGAGUUAUGUGCUCUCUCACCUCCAUUUAGAGCUUACAACCAAAAGGAGCUGGCAGAAAAGAUAAGGGAAGGGAAGUUCAGGCGAAUACCAUAUCGUUACUCAGAGCAGUUGAAUGAACUUCUCAAAGAGAUGCUGAAUGUAAAGGAUUAUUGCCGACCUUCUGUUGAAGAUAUUCUGCAGCACCCCUUGAUAGCAGACUUGGUGACAGAAGAACAAAGACAAAAUUCUGACAAAAGAGGCCGGAGAUCAUGGGAUGCAGAAAGGCUGCAGCAUUCGGAUGCUGCAGUGAAUGAGCUGAAAUGGAAGGAACAACAAUUACAGGAGCGAGAACAAGCCAUUAAAGAGAGAGAGCGACGUUUGGAGCAGAGAGAACGGGAACUCUGUAUCCGAGAGAGACUGGCAGAGGACAAACUUGCUAGAGCAGAAAACUUGAUGAGGAACUACAAUCUCUACAAACAGCAGAGGAUGUUAGCUUGUGCAGAUGGUCCAGAUAAUGCAGUCCUCCCCUUUUCUACAACCAAGAAGAAAGUACACUUUGAUGGAAGUGAAGAGAAUGCUCCUCCUGUUAAUCUGGAAAACUUUCCCCUUUCUAAAGGGAAAUGCUCUGAUCUCAAAAAACGCCUAUAUGCUGCAAAUCUACGGGCUCAAGCACUGUCUGAACUGGAAAAAAACUAUCAACUAAAGAGCAGACAAAUCUUGGGCAUGCGCUGAAACUGUAACGGAUGUAAAGUAUUUAACUUUUAGAAGUUGAUUAAAUGUAUGGGAAGAUACUUGUACCUCCCUCUUUUAAGCUGGAACCUACUGACAAUUAAUUUUAACAAUUGUUAUACAAACUCUUGGUCUAUGAUAGGUAGUUCAUGAUAAAGGCAUAAGAGAUUAUAUUAUGAAAACAGGCAGUUUUGAUACCAAAUCAAACAAACUGAAUUAACUGUAUUAUUAAAGAAAAAAUAUUUUGGUCCU
This is a messenger RNA of Chroicocephalus ridibundus (black-headed gull), 1625 nucleotides long. RefSeq names its product NIMA related kinase 2 (gene NEK2). Bases 48 to 1376 code for a protein of 442 amino acids. The record is from RefSeq and is a predicted model, not a curated record. Gene Ontology annotation, molecular function: protein kinase activity; ATP binding. Gene Ontology annotation, biological process: protein phosphorylation. The transcript is spliced from 9 exons. Lineage: Eukaryota; Metazoa; Chordata; Aves; Charadriiformes; Laridae.